UAGACAUUUCAGAGAAAUUCACUUUAUGAAAACUAAACAUGUCAUGUACGGAUAGUUUAUAAUUGUUAGGAAGAAGUGUGUUCUGUUUUUGUGAAUUAAAUAUAUCAAUCUGAAUUAAGAGCAAGUUUUUAAAAUGUCGAAUAGAGAAGAAAUACUCGCAAAUUUCCAGGCUUGUACUGGAGUCGAAGAUCUUGCUUUAGCAAUUUGUCAUCUGGAUGAAUGCAAUUGGGAUUUGAUGAGUGCUGUAAGCAGGGUUAUAUCACCUGAAAGCCAAACAUUCCAAACAAAUAAUAGGAAUGAUUCUGAUGUGAUGAUAGUCGAUGAUGAUGUACCAGCAGCUGUACCAAAUGAAACAGCUUCAAGCUCAUCUAGAAUGGAGAAUAAUUUCGAACGUCCAGCUGUAAGAAUACCAGGAUACAGCAGGAAUCAUCUCAGUCAACCAUCCACAUCAAGAGGAGUUUCAAGUAGAAGAAUGAUAUCUUUCAAGGUGUCAUUCGCCGGUAAAUUUGCUUCAAUUGAGCUGCCAGAUAACUCCACAAUCAAGGAUUUGAAGAAAGCUUUACAGAAGGAAUUCAAGGUACCAGUCUGUCGUCAGAUAUUACUUGGAUGGGUCAAGAAGAAUCAAGAUGAAAACACUCCUUUCUAUAAGCUUAUGAUAAAUAGAGAGAACGCACUUGAUUUGGUUGUCAUGGGAGGAGACCAAGAGAAUAAUUCAGAGAGGGAGAAUGAAUUGGCGGAAAAACUGACUGGUAUGUUCACCUUGAAUGUUAAAUAUGAAGAUCAAAUAUUUAACUUGAACUUUGGAGGAUCCUCAACAGUUUUAGAAGUAAAAAAUGGCUUAUAUGCAUUAACUAAUAUUGAAGUUAGGAACCAAAGAUGGAUUGGUUGGCCCAACUCAGUAAAAGAUGAAAUGCCUUUAGCAUUGUCUGGAAUAAAUUAUCCAGAGCAUGAUCUCAUCCUAAGUAGAAACAAUCAGAGGGAUAAUGAAACAAAUCACAAUAACGCAGUUAUAAGAAUAGACAGUGAUGAUGAGGAAUAUGUGGAUGCGGCAGAAUCUAUAAAUGGUGAUGACGAUUAUUUUGUUGAAGAUUUAUCUUCUAGAAGGCACGAACCACUGAUUCCUGAAAAUGUGGGCGAUGAGCUAACUGGUUGUACAACAUUCAUUGAGCGAUUUUCCGCUCGUUAUGGACCAGUUCAUCCAACGUUUUUCCCAGGCCCUCUCAGUGCUGCUCUUCAGGAAGCUUGCAAUAAACCUGCUAAGGAUAGAAAAAUCCUUGCUAUUUAUCUACAUCAUGAUAAGAGUGUGCUGACAAAUGUUUUCUGCAGUCAACUCUUAGGGUUUGAGAGUGUUAUGGAAAUGCUGGACCAUUAUUUCGUUCUAUGGGGUUGGGACAUAACCUUCCCAAGUAAUGCCAGGAAACUAGAUUCAAUAGUUGGUUCUAACUUAGGUUCUCUCGCAUCCACUAAUUUGAAAGAUAUGGACAUUGAAAGGUUACCUGCAUUAGUCUUAAUUAUGAGAAUUAGAGGAUCCACUGAUAUUUUCAAUGUGAUCGAAGGUAAUCUUGGGGUAAAUGAAUUCUUAUCUCGUUUAUUAGAAGCUAUUGAAUUGUUUACCACUCAGCAAAAAGUGGAAGUUAAAGAAGAAGAAGAAAGAUCCGAACGGGAAAGAGUGAAAAUGGAACAAGAUAUCGCUUUCCAUGAAAGUCUUGCAGCUGACAAGGCUAAAGAUGAAGCCAAAAGACUAAAGGAAGAAGCAGAAGAGGCUGCAAGAUUACAAAGAGAGAACGAAAUUGCUACAGAAAUGCGAAGGAAAGAGGGACAACGACUAGAGGCAGAAAGCAGGUUACAUCCAGAACCUCCACUUGAACAAGGAGAUCGAGAUGCUAUUACAAAAAUUAGGUUUAGGUUGCCAAAGGGAGGUCAUUUGGAAAGGAGAUUUCUUGUGUCUGCUUCUUUACAAGUGUUACAAGAUUAUCUAACCGUGGAGGGUUACCCUAGUGAAGAUUACAAAAUAAUAUCCAGCUGGCCGAGAAGAGAUUUAACUGCAAUAGAUCAAACCAAAACACUCGAAGAACUGAAACUAUAUCCUCAAGAAACUGUGAUAUUAGAGGAACGAUGAUUUAUAUUAAAAGGGUUAAGCAUUUUGAAGAUACCAUUCAAUUGACCAGAUGUUAAUGUACAUUAACAUGUUUUUUAAUGGUGUAUAAAAUGCUCGAUUUUGAACUUUUAAUUUAUUUUAUUAUAUUAAUGUUUAAGGGAAAAUGAAUUUUUAUUACAAUUCCUUACAAUAAAUAACUUUUGAUGGAA
Molecule: messenger RNA, 2307 nt
Organism: Coccinella septempunctata (seven-spotted ladybird)
Lineage: Eukaryota; Metazoa; Arthropoda; Insecta; Coleoptera; Coccinellidae
Gene: casp
Product: FAS-associated factor 1
Exons: 12
Coding region: 134-2119 (661 amino acids)
Cellular component (GO): nucleus; endoplasmic reticulum
Molecular function (GO): ubiquitin binding
Source: RefSeq, a predicted model, not a curated record